Molecule: messenger RNA, 152 nt
Organism: Amoebophrya sp. A25
Lineage: Eukaryota; Dinophyceae; Syndiniales; Amoebophryaceae
Source: the annotation of a GenBank genome assembly
CGCGGUUUGUCUCGAUGGAUCGACGCCGCAUUACUACCUGAAUCCUGGGGUCGAUGCCGCAAAGCUCGUCGUCUACUUUAUGCAUGGCGGCUUUUGUGGACGCUCUGUGGAUGAGUGCGUGCAUUCGAUACCUUACUACACCUCAAUUACAC